This is a messenger RNA of Drosophila miranda, 1680 nucleotides long. RefSeq lists its product as uncharacterized. The record is from RefSeq and is a predicted model, not a curated record. NCBI's taxonomy places the organism in Eukaryota, Metazoa, Arthropoda, Insecta, Diptera, Drosophilidae. The transcript is spliced from 2 exons. Bases 855 to 1235 code for a protein of 126 amino acids.
CGGCCCGACGCUCGUUGUUGCCUUGUGAGUCCGCGUUGAGGCGUGAGCCUGGCCCCUGGUUUUUUUGUUCAUCCAAUGACUGGGAUCCCCCUCCCCGACCCAGGAUUCGCCUCCCAGGUUUGGGUGACGAGUUUCCUGUUCAGAUUUUUCCAACCACGGUCUUCCUGUUCCUUUUUGUUUUUAAUCUAAGUGCACGAGUCCGUCACCCUGCGUGCUGACGAGUCUCGUGCGUGUCCUACGCGGCACCCUUCCCCAGUGUCCUGCGUGGCUCUCUUUCGUUACUGGUCCUGCGUGACCCCUUAGCGCGGCCCAUUAUAGCCAUUCCCCUUUACCCCUGUGUCUCUCGCUCCUCGGGUUGGGGUUUUAGAUCUCGUAUGUGUGCCGUUCUCUUCUUCUUGUCACCCUCCUUUCUUAGACGGCAGAUGACUGGAGAUAUAAAGUCCUCUAUCCGGUAUGGCCCAUCAUACCUUGGUGCCAGCUUCGCGGCAAAUCCCUCCGCUGCAUUGGAAAGGUUGUGCUGUGUGGCCCAUACGACCUCUCCCACUUUGGGUUUCCACGGUCUUCUCAGAUUAUAAUGCCUGGCCUGAUCCUGGGCCGCCCUUUCCAAGUUGCGUCGAACCAACUGGAACAGCUGCUUUAAUUUCUUCGCGUUUUCGUCCGGCGUCUCUGUGCCUUGUCCCGUGCCUACCGUCUCCUCAUCGUAUAGGGCCUUUGGCAGCCGGGGUUCCCUUCCUUGCACCACGAACGCCGGUGAAUAUCCCGUUGUAUCCGACACUCCCGAAUUCAUGGCCAGCAUUAGCUCCGGCCAUUUUUCGUCCCAACACCUUUGAUCACCCUCGGUGAACUGGGCUAUCAUGGUCUUUACCGUUCUGUUCGUUCGCUUUGUCGGAUUCUCCUGCGGCGUGUAUGGCGCCGUAAACUGGUGGCGAACUCCUAGCUACUCCAGGAAUCUUUUAAAUGUCCUGCUUGUAAACUGCACCCCAUUGUCCGUAAUGAAGACUUUGGGCGCCCCAAAACGGGCUAUUAUGCGCUCUCGACAGGCCUUUAUUAAUGCCUCGGCUGUGGCCUUCCUCAGCGGCACCAACUCGGUCCAUUUUGAGAAUCGAUCCACUAGCACCAACAGCAUCGAGUUCCCAUGCUUCGACCUCGGCAGAGGACCCACAAAGUCAGCGCAUACCGUUGCCCACGGUUCUUCCGUCACCUGUGUCAACAUUUCCCCUGCUGCUUGUAGCUGACGGCUUAAAACGAAGACAUAUUUCACACUUCCGCACGUAGGCCCUAACGUCCCUGUACAUCCCUGGCCAGUAAUAUCUUGCCGCCACCCGUGCCGCGGUUCUCCUCCCGCCGGCGUGGCCUGCUUCCGGGUUAUCGUGGCUUUCCUUUAAAACCCUUUCCCGGGCAUCUUUCGGCACACAUAGUUUCCACGAGGCGACCUCUUCGCUCCCUACCCGGUGAGGAAUGUGCCGGUACAAGUUUCCCCCCUUCUCCAUGAUCUCCAUGAUCUUUUCUACCAUGCCCUCUAACCACUUGCAGGGCGGCUCGUUCACUGGUAGUGUUCCCUCCUCAUGUCCUAUCCGACGACAUCGUUUCUCCAACGGUUGUCGGGAGAGUGCGUCGGCUACGCGACUUCAAAGUCGUACUGCUGUAGCUCUAAUGCCCAUCUCGCCACUCUUCCCGACG